Messenger RNA from Talaromyces rugulosus, 351 nucleotides. RefSeq lists its product as uncharacterized. The coding region runs from base 1 to 351 and encodes 116 amino acids. The record is from RefSeq and is a predicted model, not a curated record. Gene Ontology annotation, cellular component: FANCM-MHF complex; Fanconi anaemia nuclear complex. Gene Ontology annotation, biological process: replication fork processing; resolution of meiotic recombination intermediates. Gene Ontology annotation, molecular function: chromatin binding; protein heterodimerization activity. NCBI's taxonomy places the organism in Eukaryota, Fungi, Ascomycota, Eurotiomycetes, Eurotiales, Trichocomaceae. The transcript is spliced from 4 exons.
AUGUCGGAUAACAACAACAAUGAGGAAUCUGUGGCUCUUGAAGAGCGCUUCAAGUCCGCUCUGUGGCUCGCCAUCGGCAAGAUCGUCGACGAGGAGACUAUUGAAUUAGGCGUCAAUGCCACGCCUCAGUUUAUCGGAGCCUUGACGGAGAUGGUAUGGGCGCAGAUUGAAACUGUCAGUCAGGAUUUGGAGGCGUUUGCCAAACACGCUGGACGAUCGACAAUCAAUAUCAACGACGUGAUGCUUUUGGCGCGACGCAAUGAAGGUUUAGAAUCCAUUCUACGCGGGUUUGCUGAUCAGCAGAAGGAACUAGCCCGGCAACAGCAGGCGGGUGAAGCUGGCAGUGACUGA